This is a messenger RNA of Teleopsis dalmanni, 571 nucleotides long. RefSeq lists its product as uncharacterized. Gene Ontology annotation, biological process: positive regulation of voltage-gated potassium channel activity; regulation of synaptic transmission, cholinergic; sleep. Lineage: Eukaryota; Metazoa; Arthropoda; Insecta; Diptera; Diopsidae. The transcript has 4 exons. Bases 115 to 564 code for a protein of 149 amino acids. The record is from RefSeq and is a predicted model, not a curated record.
AUGUGGUGUGGCACAACACCCAACUCAGUCGCUCCAGUGCCGAGUUGCUUGUAAGACGUUUCCGAAAAAUCUUUCCCUCAGAAAAUUUAAGAAGAAUUUUGUUUAAGUGCAAAAAUGAUGUCUUCAAUGAAAUAUCUUCUUGCUGUGGCUAUCAUUGCCAGUUUAUCUUGCUCAGCUUAUGCUGUUGUCUGCUACCAAUGUGAAUCUCAUUCGAAUCCAAACUGCGGUGAAAAAUUCGAAGGUUCUAAUAACAUGAAAUUCGAUUGUUCCAAAGUCGCACCACCACGCUUCUUACAACAAUACUAUCCAUCAGUCAAAAAUGCUACAGGUUGCAUGAAGAAGACUUUUGAAAGUGGUGCCGAUCGUCCGCAUAUUGUUCGUAGCUGUUACUUUGGUGAUGUCUCCCAUUCCCAAACUGGUUGCCAGAGUGAUCCAUCAUUGCCUUUCAACAGACAAUUGGCUUGUGAUGUUUGUGCCGGCGAUUUGUGUAACGGUUCCAGCACUACCGGACCUAUCGCAUUGGCUGUCAUUUUAUUCUUUGCAUUGGCACGCAUUCUUUCUUAAGUAAUUA